This is a messenger RNA of Hipposideros armiger (great roundleaf bat), 1599 nucleotides long. RefSeq names its product tRNA splicing endonuclease subunit 34 (gene TSEN34). The record is from RefSeq and is a predicted model, not a curated record. The transcript has 5 exons. Gene Ontology annotation, biological process: tRNA-type intron splice site recognition and cleavage; tRNA splicing, via endonucleolytic cleavage and ligation. The coding region runs from base 368 to 1300 and encodes 310 amino acids. Gene Ontology annotation, cellular component: tRNA-intron endonuclease complex. Gene Ontology annotation, molecular function: tRNA-intron lyase activity; nucleic acid binding. Lineage: Eukaryota; Metazoa; Chordata; Mammalia; Chiroptera; Hipposideridae.
GAGGGUGGGGCCAAAGAAACGCGCCUUACGAUCCGAAAUCGCCGAACCGAAAGGACUGAGGGAGGUGCGCUUCGGUGGGCGGGGUUAACGUUGGGCGCAUCCCCCACAAGGGAGAAGGCGGGGCUACGGCCCUGCGGGGCGGGUCCCAGGCUUCCCUCUUCGUUAAGGUAGCGGCGUGACGAAAUUGACGCAGGGGGUCCGCAAUGGGGAGGGGUAUGUGGAAGAAGCCCAUGGCGCGCUACGUAGGGGCGUGGGUCCGCCGGGACAGCGAAUUGGUGUUUACGAGGUGACUAGCUGGUUCUACCAGAGGACGGUGCGACACUGAAGGGAGACGAGGAGGCACACCGAGCGCCUACGAGUGGGGAGGAUGCUGGUGGUGGAGGUGGCGAACGGCCGCUCCCUAGUGUGGGGGGCCGAGGCGGUGCAGGCGCUGCGGGAGCGCCUGGGAGUGGGGGGCCGCACCGUAGGCGCCCUUCCUCGCGGGCCCCGCCAGAACUCACGCCUGGGCCUCCCGCUGCUGCUGAUGCCUGAAGAGGCACGGCUCCUGGCCGAGAUCGGCGCCGUGACCCUGGUCAGCGCCCCGCGCCCGGAUCCCCGCCAACACAGCCUGGCUCUGGCAUCCUUCAAGCGGCAGCAAGAGCAGGGCUUCCAGGAGCAAAGCGCCCUGGUAGCUGAGGCCCGUGAGACUCGUCGCCAGGAGUUCCUUGAGAAGAUUGCGGAGGGCCAGGCAGUCAAGAAGCAGAAGCUGGAACCAGAUUCAGGGACCGGCGAGAGCCAGGAGGCCAGCGGGAACCAAGCUGCUGGAGAGAAUGAGGCCAGUGCUAGCCAGGCGUCUGGGGAGCACGAGGAAGCAGGCUCCUCGUCUCCCCAACCAGGGCCUUCAGAUGGGGUGGCCCCCUUGCCCAGGUCUGCUCUGCUCAUCCAGCUGGCUACUGCUAGGCCUAGACCCAUCAAGGCUAGGCCCUUGGACUGGCGUGUCCAGUCCAAAGACUGGCCCCACGCUGGCCGCCCAGCCCAUGAGCUACGCUACAGCAUCUACAGAGACCUGUGGGAGCGAGGCUUUUUCCUCAGUGCUGCUGGCAAGUUUGGGGGCGACUUCCUGGUCUAUCCCGGUGAUCCGCUCCGUUUCCAUGCCCACUACAUUGCCCAGUGCUGGGCUCCUGGGGACCCCAUCCCACUCCAGGACCUGGUUUCUGCUGGCCGCCUCGGAACCAGUGUCAGGAAGACGCUGCUCCUCUGUUCCCCACAGCCUGAUGGUAAGGUGGUCUACACCUCCCUGCAGUGGGCCAGCCUGCAGUGAACUCCAGAGACCUAUGGGGUGUGGCUGUGUCUUUGGCAAGAGCCUUUCUAGAUGGCCCCAAGUUCAUCUCUGCGUGGGAGGCUAGAAUAUCCCAUGCAGUUAGUUUUUGAUUCCAGAUUUAUAAACACUACAUCUUUCUUAUGUCCCUUCCUCUUUCAAAGCACUAUUGGCUGUGUUGUUUUAUAGUUACCCAUUUCCAAACUGUGAGCUUCUUGAGUGAAGACUGGGUUGAUUCAUCUGUGUUUUCUACAGGGCUUGGGUCCCAAGAGGUCUCAAUAAACUUGUUGAAUAAACGUGGA